UUAAUGAUAAUUUGUAUACAAUAACAAAUUAAUAUAUUUUACUUUUUAUUAUGUAUGACAUUUAAUUUAAAAGAUGGAAAGACUUUAUAGCGUGUAUGUGUUUUACAUUGGAUUAAUACCUUUUCUUUAUGCCGUCCAAGUCUCAAUUGCUACUCUCAAGGAUGGAUCAAGUACAGUUUCUGGACAACUACAAGUUGUUAGUGGUGUAACUAAAACACUGACAUGUGAAACAAGCGUAAGCAAACCAGCUGCUAUAAUAGUAUGGUAUAUUGGAACACAAGAGAAACAAAGAUCCAUCUCUAAAACAUUCACGUUCAACCCACAGAACAGUGAUCAUACCAAACAGGUCUAUUGUAAGGCCUUUAACACACAACCUGAGAGUCAAGCUGUUGUUUCUUAUAAAUCAUCAAUUUAUGUUACAGUCCAAGUCUCAAUUGCUACUCUCAAGGAUGGAUCAAGUACAGUUUCUGGACAAUUACAAGUUGUAAGUGGUAUAAGUAAAACACUGACAUGUGAAACAAGUGUAAGCAGACCAGCAGCUACAAUAGUAUGGUAUAUUGGAACACAAGAGAAACAAAGAUCUACAUCUAAAACCUUCACGUUCAAUCCACAGAACAGUGACCAUACCAAACGGGUCUACUGUAAAGCCUUUAACACACAACCUGAGAGUCAAGCUGUCACUUCAUAUAAAGCAUCAUUAAAUGUGCAAGUCCAAGUCUCAAUUGCUACUCUCAAAGAUGGAUCAAAUACAGUUUCUGGACAACUACAAGUUGUUAGUGGUGUAACUAAAACACUGACAUGUGAAACAAGCGUAAGCAAACCAGCUGCUACAAUAGUAUGGUAUAUUGGAACACAAGAGAAACAAAGAUCCAUCUCUAAAACAUUCACGUUCAACCCACAGAACAGUGAUCAUACCAAACAGGUCUAUUGUAAGGCCUUUAACACACAACCUGAGAGUCAAGCUGUUGUUUCUUAUAAAUCAUCAAUUUAUGUUACAGUACAUGCAACAACACCUACACUAACCAACAAGACAACUGGUAGUAUGAUAUUGCUAGAGAAUGAUCCCAUCACUAUGGAAUGUAUUACCUCAGCAACAAGACCAGCAGCGACUGUUACGUGGUGGAAAGGUUCAUCUAGUCUAACAAACAUACAGAACACCAACAUCAGUCAAGGAAAUCUUAUCUCGGUGAAAAGUGUUGUAUCAUUUACACCUAGAAAAGCUGAUGACAGAAAAGUUAUUUUUUGUCAGUCUUUUGUAUCAGGGCAAGAUAACAGACCCAGUGCACAACAAGCUAUUAAGGUGUAUUGGCCUCCAGCUACUCCAUCUAUACCAACAUUAGAAUUUCCUUUCCUUGAAAAUCAAACAGGAAAAAGCAUUUAUUGCUCUUCCAAAGAUUAUGGUAAUCCAGCAUCUACUGCAAGAUGGCAUAAACAAUAUGGAACACCAGACAACAGUGAUUCUAGAAGACUAAAUUUACCAACUAUGACGUCACAGAUGGAUGGUUCUUCUGUAUCUUGUCAGCUUGAUAAUUAUUUUACACUGGUCAAAGGUUCAACUAUAAAGUCUCCAUCUGUGAAAUUAGAAGUGGAAUAUAAUCCAAUUACCCACAUUAUGGUAGAUGGAAUAAUUACGAAGUCAGUGGCAAUAAAUGAGGGUCAGACAUUGUCAGUACUAUGUAAUGCAACAGGAAAUCCAACACCAACAGUAAAAUGGAUUGGACAAACCCUGAGCAGUACCUAUUUGACAUUUCAUGACAUUGAUCGCACAAAUCAUGGAAUAUAUACAUGUAGAGCUGAGGCAACCUCGGAAAAAUAUCGAAACCAUGAUUUUGUUACAGAGACAAUUAUAGAUAUAAUUGUUGAUCAGAAACAGAAUACUGAUAAGAACGUAUCUGUAAAGACAGGUGCUAUUGCCGGAGGAUUGAUUGUGACUGUUAUUGCAAUAAUUGUUAUUGUCGUUAUCUCUGUUAUUAUUGUGAAGAAAAGGAAAUCUAAACAAGAAGGAGACAAAGCAAUUACAGAAACUGAAAGAAGAUUGACAUAUGAAAGUCUUCAAACGGUAUCUGAAGCUCAAACAACAUAUUCUUCAUUAUCAUAUGAGACAGGAGACAAAGCAAUUACAGAAACUGAAAGAAGAUUGACAUAUGAAAGUCUUCAAACGGUAUCUGAAGCUCAAACAACAUAUUCUUCAUUAUCAUAUGAGACAGAUCAAAAGAGGCGACAAGAGGACAAAAUGUACGAAAACUUGCGGAUGCAGCAGAUGUCAUUAUCAACAAUCUAGAACUAUCGUGAUGAAGGGAGUUUUGCAUCAUUGACAUACAAAAGCGUAUCAAGUAAUCAAAAAUCUCAGGUUCAUUCCAUUAAUUUCUGAAGGAGUUAUUAAGUUUCACUUUAAAAAGUUGAUAAUGUUUAUCGAAAAUGUAUGUAUAAAAAGUAAUACAAACCUUAUUAUUCAACAUGUUGUAAUAAAACUCAUUAUACGCUACUAGUGAUUCGCUACUAGUUAUUCGAAUCCAAAUUGCUUUUGUUAAUGAUGGUAAAAAAUUAAGUGUGCUGCAUUUCCGGUUGACCUUUGUUGAUGAAUGCCGCCUAUAUAUAAACAAGUUGAAUACAUCUGGUGAUUUUAAAAAUUACAAAAUAUUACGGAUUCAUGUUAAUUCUGGUCUGCUUAAACCAGUGCUAGGGGGCGUGAACGAUUGCUUGCAAUUACUAUGUACUAUUGUCCAUGAACAGUCUAAAUCAAACCGAGCCUGCAACAUUUUCAAUUUUGCUGUGUCGGGCUGUUUUUAGGUAUUCCGUUUUUUGAAGUCAAAUAGAGAAUUAUUAUUGUUUUAUUUGUGGAAAUCAUAGUCAAUUAUUCUAUGUAACAAAAUAAGAGGUGCGUAUUUUGUGUUUCUUUAUAGCAACGGUUUGUUUUACGUCUAAUUUAAUAAGGACACAACGUGAAAGCAAGUAAGACUUUAGUAAGACCCCUUUGACAUUCAGCUCCUCGUGCAUAAAGAUAACUUCCAGAUCCAUAUUUCACAUUAUUUUUAGUCUCGAAGUUAACCAGCUAUUCGACCCCUUUUUCCAAAUUCAUGUAUUUAUUGUAUAUAAUGUUGACUAUAAUUGCUUAAAGAGACAAUUUUUUUAUUUCACGUAAAGACCAAAAAGCACCCGUUAUAAAUAAUCUUUGAUAUUAAAUCUAAUCUUUCUUAUUUAUAACGCCUUUUGCGACUCACUUUUGGUUAGAAUAUACGUAAAGUUAUGUAUCACAAGACAUUCAAAUAAAAACAGGUACUAUUUAGCCGGUAAAACAAAUGUUUGAUUAAAAAUAUAGAAUAGCUUCUUUGUGGUUACAAGAAUGUCAACAUUUAUAAGUAAAAAUGUUUUCAAGAAUAAAGAAGUUCUGGAAAAUAUGGAUUUUAAGGAUGAAAUAUGAUAAAAAUUGAUUUUUUUUAUAUUAUUCUUAUUAACUUCAUUCAUGUAAAUAUGCUUGUAUGUUAAAUGAAGUAUUCUCUGACAGAAUCACUAUAUUUAAAGAAAAUUCUUGUAAGACUAUAAUGUAGUUUCCUUCCUUCCUGCCAUUUUUUUAAGAAAGGUAUUUGAAAAUUCGGAGCCGAGUCAUCUUUAUAACUUUUUUGAAUAAAAUUGUAUGAAUGUAAUAAAUAAACGUAUGAGAGAUGAUGUGACCCCCACUCGGUACUGGAUGAGUCACAAUGCAAGUGAGAAUUGUCUUUAGUACAUAUGGUUAAACAUUUUGCCUAUGUCCUAAAAAAUCAAAUCUAUAUAUCUUGAUUAAAAAGCUUUUUGAUUUGAGUUAAUUCUCCUUCUCCAAUUACAGAAUUGUUUGAAUCCACAUUCGUUGUUAGAAAGGGCCCCAGAACAGCAUCAGUACAUAGGGUGUAUUACUUAAGUACCGGAACCAGUACUUGCCAAGUUAUGCAGUACCAUUACCAGUACUAGAUUUAAGCUCGGUACUGCAGUACCAGUAUUUUAGGAAGUAAUAAAGUAUUAAUACCAAUUCUUUUAUAUAUUUAUCAUAUUUAAAAUAAAUACACAAUGUCAAACAAAAAAUAACUUAGUAUGCAAAUUAACAUAUUUUAAUGAUUUUAACUACAUAUACAAAUUUUAAAAAAUGCGUAAUUAUUCAGCAAAAAAAAAAUGAAAUUAUUAUUUUAUUUAAAGUUAAUAUUACAUUCACACCUCUGUUCAAUUUAUACUGAAGUAAAUAACCCUUUUUAUGAAGCUAACAAUAUCACUUGAAAUAGGAUUAUUUAGAAUAGUAGAAGAGAUUCCAAUGUGUGUCAUUUGUUUCUUCACAUUUAUUGGUAACAAAUAUCUAAUAUUCUGUUAAAGCAUUAUUUAAAAGUAGUAAAAUUCACAUUUGCCCUUGUCAAGAAAUUAAAAAAAGAAACACACACAAAUUAUUCGUUCUAAGGCAUAAUGUGCCUUACUCAUUUCACCGUGAGUAAAUCAAUUAUUUUCUAUUCUCAAAUCAGCUUAACAACAACAACAACAACAACAACAACAACAACAACAACAACAACAACAACAACAAACAUUAUAGGUUUAGGUCGUUGUAUUUGACAGAGUUAUCACAUUUCAAGAUCAAUAAUUUCUCUAGUCUAUUGCAAAAAAAAACAUCUGCUGGAAUGACAGCUGUCUCGAAUUUCGAUGGAGUCAUGAUGAAAUCAACUGAAAAUAUCUGAAACUAAGAAAAGACUGUAAAAUAAAA
Ruditapes philippinarum (Manila clam) is the source of this 4717-nucleotide messenger RNA. Its product is annotated as hemicentin-2-like. The transcript has 13 exons. Gene Ontology annotation, cellular component: cell-cell junction. The record is from RefSeq and is a predicted model, not a curated record. Lineage: Eukaryota; Metazoa; Mollusca; Bivalvia; Venerida; Veneridae. Gene Ontology annotation, molecular function: cell adhesion molecule binding. The coding region runs from base 74 to 2281 and encodes 735 amino acids. Gene Ontology annotation, biological process: cell-cell adhesion.